AUGACGCCUAAUCGACAACCACCAUCCCAGAAAGGAUGGUCAGCUCUUGAGCAACUCCCGCAGGGGGUGCUUGAGAGAAUAGCCGAGUUCUGUGGUAGUAUUACUGCUUUCUCGUCCACCGAGCAAGCCGACCAGUUCACCGAGAACAUUAUCGACUUAGCGGCGUCAAACACUCGGGAACCAAGUUACCAGGACCUUCGUUCACUGGCACUUACUUCCGCCAGCUUAGCUUACCCGGCCAAGCGCGCCCUUCUGAUCCUGUAUCCCCAAAACCGGCACUACGUCCGCUAUUUCGUGGCUCGCAUUGCGGAUCGUAUUCACUCCCUACCCAAUAGAUUCAUCCCGCCCCGGCCCCUAGUAAUGGCAAGCUUCAUACGCAACCUCUACCCGGUCCUUUCGGCUCUCAUGGACGGUGCUCUUCCCGAGCACAGCUUUCUUCGCCAAACGCUCAUAAGCGCCAUCGACACUCUCACCGGAAGCGAACCUUCAGAAUGGGGCAAUUUGAUGAUCCAGAUCGUGGGCGAAACCGGUGUGAACUUCCACACCAUAGAGAAUCAAGUUUUUACGACGGCCGUGCAACUCUGUCCCCGCGUCGCAGCUACUCGUUUCUGCUUUGGUGAGCCAAGACGCCAUUCCGCAGGACCACAGCCCGCCGACCAAGCUGCUUCAAAUACCUUACUAUAUUUCACCCUGCUCCAAAACUGCUCGUCGCAUCUCAAGUCCUUAACUUUCGACUUUGGGGCUCUUUACUCCCUCAUCAACUUUAAGAGCUACGUACCGGGCUACCCAACCGGCUGCCUAUCCUCCAUCAAACGGCUCACCCUGGUCGGAAACAGGGUUCAGUCCGAACUGCCGUACGAUUUGUUCACCAUCGAAGUCUUUUUCGCCUGGUUGAGAACAAACACGAAGUUGCGCGAGCUCAGGCUAAUCGACGACUUUGACAAGAUGAUCCAGUACUCCGAUAGUAGGGCUACCGCUGAAGCCAACGGUAACUCAGCGCCUGCCAAACCUCUCAACUGGAAUAACAUCCUGCGUAUGUACAAGUGUACUCUCGAGGUUCUGGAAAUGAGCUGGUACCGCCCUUCUGCCUUUGGCAUGAAGGCCCGGUUUGGCGCCUCAGGGAAGCUAGAUUGCUUGUCCGAGAUGGGCAAACUGAGAUAUCUGAAGGUGCCCUUGGUUGCUCUUGGCGGUAGCGACUUUAUUGUGCUAUUAGGCAACGAUGGUAAGCUUAUUGAUAUGGUUCAUAGUGAACUUCCUGCCAGACUAAAGAGAGUCGACUUGAUGGUGGUUAAUCCGCCAGCGACUCGGGCGGAGAGAACGGACCUCAAGUGGAGGGUUGUUAAGUGCCAGAUUUGA
Molecule: messenger RNA, 1356 nt
Organism: Neurospora tetrasperma FGSC 2508
Lineage: Eukaryota; Fungi; Ascomycota; Sordariomycetes; Sordariales; Sordariaceae
Exons: 2
Coding region: 1-1356 (451 amino acids)
Source: RefSeq, a predicted model, not a curated record